ACCUCUAGUCAUUGGUCGGAGGGCUACACGUCGCUCUGUGAUUGGAUGGCACAAAUGUCAAUCACGAUUUCAACAAGUUUGUGUGCACAACAUAAGCGACCUGGGUUUGUUAUGGACUUGAGUCAUAUCUCUAAAACAGACUGGAUGUGACCCUGUGACCCCUGGUUGCCAGGGAGCGAGCAGUGGGGCCAUGGCUGCUGGGGCUACGGUCGGGGAGAGCCAACUCCAGAGGAUUAUCCGAGAUCUGCAUGAGGCUGUUGCAGAGCUCGCAAAGGAGUUCAGGGAAAGUGGGGAGCCAAUCACAGAUGACAGUACCAACCUGCACAAAUUCUCCUACAAACUGGAGUACCUGCUACAGUUCGACCAGAAGGAGAAGACCACAUUUCUUGGUACAAAGAAGGAUUAUUGGGAAUACUUCACUGAGUGUCUGGCUAAAAUCAAAGGAGCCAAUGAUGGGAUCCGCUUUGUUAAAUCCAUCACUGAGCUGAAAACAUCUUUGGGGAAAGGACGAGCGUUUAUCCGUUACUCCCUGGUACAUCAGCGACUGGCUGACACCCUGCAGCAGUGCCUGAUGAACAUGAGAGUCACCAGUGACUGGUACUAUGCAAGAAGCCCCUUCUUGAAGCCCCACCUUAGUGUUGACAUAAUCAAUCACCUGUAUGAACUCAAUGAGGUCCAGUUUGAUGUGGCCUCCAGAGGUCACGAUCUUGAUGCCUCCUGGCCCACUUUUGCAAGGAGGACACUGGGAAACUCACCUGGCCACAUGUGGAAACCACCCAGUCGCAGUUCCAGUAUUAACAGUCUGGCCAGCACCUACUCCCAGCAAGCACAUGAGUUCCCCUCCAGCCCUGACUAUGGUCAGAGUCUGUUGAAUGACCUCAACGAGUCUCUACCUGCCUGCACCGAAGAUGCCAGCACAGUUGAAGACCUUCGCCUGGAGCUGGACCAGUCGGAGCUGAAGCAGCGAGAGCUCCUAGAUAAGGUGCAGCAGCUGGACGAGGAGUCUGCUGAGCUCAGGGGCGUAGUCGUGCAGCUCCAGAGGCAGCUGGAUGUGUCCCUUGCUGCCCAAGAGGAGCAACAGGACUUGCAGGGAAAUCUCAGGGCUCUGAAGGGAAGAGAAGAGGCCCUGUCCAGAGAGGUGGAAGCACUCAGGAAUGGGGAAAAAGCCAGAGAGGCUGAACAACAACUGCUCCAGGAAAAGUUGGCGGCUGCUGAGGGGAAGAACAUAGAGUUCCUGGCCAAGUUGGACGGGGUCCUGAAUGAGAAGGGCCUGCAAGCAACCAGUUACUUUGAUUCAGCUCAAAAGAUACACGAGUUGCUGGACAGAUUGAAAGAGGCAGAGAGAGGGAAGAUGGAAGCUGUAGCUGAGGCAGAGGAGAAGAAGAGACAAGCAGAGAGGCUAGAGGACGAGCUAAGAGUCAAGGAGACAGCUGCAAAGCACGGCGAAACAAAACUCGGAGCGUUAGUUACAUCUGCGUCUGAGGAGAAGGCCAGGUUGGAGGCGAAAGUGGAGGAACAGUGCAGUGCCCUCGAUAAGCUGCAGGGGGCCUUGACGGUGAAAGAGAAGGAGGCGAGCAACCUACAAAGGCAACUGCAGGACCUCCAAAGAUCUCUAGAGGAGAAGGAGAAAGAGGUGCAGGAGGUGAAAAGACGUGCACACCAAGAUAAAGAUGAAAUGCAGAAGAGUGCUGGUGGUUUAAAAAAGUCUUUAGAAGCAGAAAUCACUGCCCUUAAGGAGCAGCUAAAGAAGAAAGAGGCAGAGCUUACCUCCAGCUGCAAGACACUACAACAGCUAGAAGCCAAGAACCAAAGCCUGACCACAGAGAGGGACAAACUGACCACUAACAUUGUUGAGCUGGAGGGUGACCUCCAAGAACAAGCCUCAAAGAUGGAAGACUACAAGACGCAGUGCGCCAAUUUAAUGGAGCUAAAUACGAAGCUGCUGACCACAGUGAAGAGAACCGAGGAGCUGAAGAAGGAGAUGGCAGAAAACAGAACUGUGCUUGAAGCUGAAUUAGCAGCUCUAAGAGCUUCUGAGAAACAGCUUCGCGGCCAGCUGGAUGACACCAAGAUGACAGUGGAUGAAAAAGAGAAGAGCUUGCGUGAGGAGAACCGCAAGCUGGAUGAGAGUCUGCAGCGAGCCACCAUGGCUGCAAACCUCUCAGAGGCCUCGUCAAAGCGGCUGGAGCAGGAGAACCAGACUCUGAGAGAGGAGCAGGACACUGUGAAAUCAGCUCUCAGCCGCAUGCAAGCUGACCUGAAGAGUGUUCACGGGCAGAUCGGAGAGUUGGAGAAGAACUUAGGAGCAUCGCGUAAGCAUGAAGCAAGCCUUAAAGAAGACCUCCAAGCCAAAGAGACCCAGCUAGAAAGUAAAGAGAAGAACCUUGUUGAGCUUCAGUCCAGGUUAGAAUCUCUUGAGGCCAGGGAGAAGGAGCUUGAGAUGGCCAAAGCUGAUGCAGAAGCCGCUUGUGCUAAACAGAUAGAAAUGAUUGAAAGGGUUUUCUCUGAGAAGCAGGCGAUGGAGAAAUCCCAGCUGGAGAGGAGCGCGGUCCAAGCAAAGGAGAACCAGGAAGUCACGGGCAAACUUGAAGGCCAGAUGGAGGUGUGCAUGAAAGAAGUGUCCAGGCUACAGGCAGAGAUCCUGGACCUCAGGGUGCGUGUGCAGAGGUCUGAGGAGGAAAAGCUAAAAUCGCAAGCACAGCUGGAGGUGACGGCGGCCCAAAGAGAUGAGCUCAGGACUCUGACCGAGCAUCUUAAAGCCCAGACGGAGGCACUGAAUCAAAGGCAUGUAAGAGAGCUUUUGGAGUGCAAAAAGAAAGAAGAGGCUCUGAUUGAACAGCGCGAUAGUGAAGUAGCCGCCCAUGCCGAGCUGUCGAUCUCUGCGGCUGCCAUCCGAGAAGAGCUGUCCACCCUCAAGGCAGCAAAUAGCAGGCUAGCCUCAGAGAGCAACGAGACACGUGAGGGUCUACACAGGGCGAACACAGAGAUGGCGGAGCUUGGGAUGACCAUCUGUAAGUUAGGUGCAGAAAAGGAGGAGGCCAGAGAGCACUGGGCAGGAGACGCUGCCAGGAAUAAAGAAAUGGAGAAAGAGGUAGAACGACUAGAAGAGAGCAUGGCAGAACUACAGCUGGAGAAUACCAAACUAAGAGAGGAGCUGACACAUAAGGAGAAACUUCCAGAGACUAUCACAGAGCUCCAGGAGCAGCUGAACAAGGCCAAGAACCAAAUGCAGAGCGUCAAGGACACUAGUCGAGAGGAGAUGGAGGCCACCAAGUUCCAUAUGAGCUCGGAGAGCAUGAAUCAUCAGGUCCAGAUGAAGAGUGUGAACGAGCAGCUGGACAAGAUGAAAGCCGCGCUGCAGGAGGAGCUGAAUAACGUGUCCAGCUUGCAGGCCAAAGUGUCUGAACUAGAGGCUGUGAAUGAGCAGUACUUGCAGCUAACGGGCGAGAAAGACGCUCACAUCACAAAAACAGAAACAACCAUUCGUGAGAGUGACGGCGAGAUUCAGCAACUGACAGAUGCAGUAACCAGAGCUGAAGAAGCACACUCGGCUGUGCAUAAGGUCUGCGAGGAAUUGAAGCAGAAACUCAACACCACUGAGGCUGACAAAGAAAGCCAGAGCAUGAAGAUGACUGCAGAGAUCGAUGACCUCAACAGAACCAAGACCAACCUUGAAGAACGGCUCAUUGAGCUUAUAAGGGACAAAGAUGCUCUGUGGCAGAAGUCGGACGCUCUGGAGUUUGAGCAGAGACUGCGAGCGGAUGAACGUUGGUGGUUAGUGGAUAAGGAGGCCACGAACUGCCUCGGCUGCCAGGGCCAGUUCACCUGGUUCCUGCGCAGACAUCACUGCAGGCUUUGUGGUCGCAUCUUCUGCUACUACUGCAGCAACAACUUUGUGAUGACCAAGUACAGUGGGAAGAAGGAGCGCUGCUGCAGGGACUGUUACACCGAACACAGCGCGGUGGUGGAGAGGUUCACAGAGGCGGAGCUGAGUCCGUCAGACGUUCCGCCUCCUCCACCGGGAGCUGGACCUCAUCCACCUCUUGAACCAGCCCCGUAUAAACCAACUCCCAGGGUAACAGUUUCAGACCCCACCAACAGGUCUGACGACGGAGUAUUUGACAUAAUCACAGAAGAGGAAGUGAAUGGCGUCUACGACAGUGACGCCACCUCUCAGACUACAGGAGGCUCCCUGGAGGGAGAACAAGACCGACGGCCUCCAGGAGCACUGGAUAUAGGCACAGGAGAUGUGACCCCAGAUGACCCAGAAGAGCACGUUCCCACUGUUCAGGAUUCAGAAAUCAACCUUCUCAAAUCAGGAGAAGUCACGAUGGCUGUCCCUCUCAGCAUUGACGACAUUUCUCAGUUUGGUGACGGUUCCAGGGAACUCUUCAUCAAGUCCAGCUGUUACAGUGUGAUAACCGUUGCCGUGGGUGACUGUGGGCCAAGCAUCAGCUGGGUGUUUUCCUCAGAGCCUAAGAGCAUCUCCUUUAGUGUGGUUUACAGGGAAUCCACCGACACUCAUGUGGAGCAGUCAAAGGUCCUGAUUCCUCUGACUCGCUGCAAUUCCCAUAAAGAGACAAUUCAGGGACAGCUGAAAGUCCGAAACCCCGGCUUCUACACACUCAUCUUUGACAACUCCUUCUCACGGUUUAUCUCCAAGAAAGUCUUCUACCAUCUGACCAUGGAGAGGCCCAUAAUCUAUGAUGGAAGCGACUUCCCCUGAAGCUGGACGGCUCCCACGGAGGGCAUCAGCACGAUGUCACAAACACGUCAGCAUGAUGUCACUGUGGCAGCUGAGGGGGGGCUGAAGAGAUGGCAAAUUCAAUGACUGUGUUCUUUUUUUGCUUUUUUGUUCCCAAAACCUGUUUUUACCCAAGUAUUUUAUGUUUUCUGCUUUAUUUAAGUCUGUGGUGUUAAUGUUUUGAGGAGCGCUAAGUGAAGUGUUUUCAGCAAGAUGAAAACGGUUUUAGGUAGAAAUGGAAAGACAAAUGUUUAUGCAAGUUUUAUCAUAUUUUUUUUUUUUCAAAUAUACACCAAGUAAUAGUUCAGCUAGGUUUUUAUUGGUAAGUUGUUCCCUUUGAGAAAUUGUGUGAUUUUGUUAUUACUUUUUUUAAUUGUUGUUGGUCUUAUUUUCUUUUCCCAAAUAUGCUGUUACGUUAGGGAAUGCAAGUAACACUAGCAGUAUGAAAUACGAUAAAAGACUGUUGUCGGACGACAAGUAUUUAUUUGCAAAAGUAGUCUACGAAGACCCAGGAAAAUUUUAAAAAUGUACCAAGUCAUGGUCAGUUGAUGUGCAAUCUUUUAAAUCAAAGCUCUCGAAGCAGAACGGUGCAGACAAGUGGUUUGCUCCUAGCUUGUUUUAUUAAUUGACAUAUCUGAAUACUAUGUUUGCACUUUGCUAGCACAGGAAGGAAAAAAAGCAGCAACUAGUAACUGGCCUGGAAAAAUACAAAGCAAUAUGAACUUUGUGCAAAUCUCAGGAGUGGGACAUAAAAUUGUCCUCCAGUGGUAGCAUGUCCUAAUUCUGUGUUUUUGGAAAAACUGCCAUCUUACUUUCUGUGUACGGAGACUAUAAACCAGCUUUCUCCAUCUAGUUUAUAGGAUCUAAUGAAGCAGAGUGCCUGUACCUACACAGGCUGACAUGUGUAAAUACAAUGACCUUCAUAUAAAGUAUAUUAAUGACUGUCAGCUUAUGAGCUACUGUACUUUUAAAGUGCCUAUUAACUCUGAUUGCCAGGGAUUAGUCUGCUUUUAUAUUAUUUUACUCCUUGUUAUCCGUACAGAAUAGGACAGUUGGUAAGAGUUGAUACUAUUCUGCAAAAAAGUCACUACAAGUGACAUUUAAAUCACAAUAUGCACAAUAUCGUGUUUCAGUUUUAUCAGUUGAAAUGAUUUUUCAGUUUGGAUUUCAGUUGUUUAGAUAACUGCACUGUACUCUCAGUGGUCAUAUGCAGUGUUGUGUGCUGUUUAUUGUUUCUUUUAUAGCAAAGCAAUAAGGAAAAAAACGGGCUUCGCUCACUUUUGGACACAACCAAACACUACUUAAUGAAGUAAGGGCUUAUCUCUAUGCUGCUUUUAUAGAGAUCUGUUUACGCUUCGUAGUCAUAUCUCUUUGAUAUAUUUUUGACGGGUGUAAAUCGGUGCAAUUUCUAUGCAAAAGCUCAUAUUUUCUCUCCAGAGCUGCACUUUGUGAUGAUGAUUUUAUAAAUUGUUACAAUAUUAAAUCUGUAAAGUUUACAUAAUCUGUGUCAAAGUGUUCACGCAGGGACAGAUUUUUCUACUUGCUGUUUUCGAAGGAUCAUUUUGGAGGAGUAGAAUGUGCAUGAAUCAUGACUACGAGCACUCAGUGUGACUAGUAAUAGACCUGUCAAAAUUCCCAGGAAACAUGAAUAAAACGCGGGAGUGAUGAUGCCUCCGACUUCCACUAA
This is a messenger RNA of Sebastes umbrosus (honeycomb rockfish), 6431 nucleotides long. RefSeq names its product FYVE and coiled-coil domain autophagy adaptor 1a (gene fyco1a). Gene Ontology annotation, cellular component: late endosome; lysosome; autophagosome. NCBI's taxonomy places the organism in Eukaryota, Metazoa, Chordata, Actinopteri, Perciformes, Sebastidae. The coding region runs from base 191 to 4726 and encodes 1511 amino acids. Gene Ontology annotation, molecular function: metal ion binding. The transcript is spliced from 18 exons. Gene Ontology annotation, biological process: plus-end-directed vesicle transport along microtubule; positive regulation of autophagosome maturation. The record is from RefSeq and is a predicted model, not a curated record.